CGUGCCCCGUGGUCUCGGUGUCCCCGUGUGUCCUCUGGCCCUGCAGUGCUCGUGCCCCCUCGGUCCCUGUCCUCAGGUGGCCCUGUGCCCACGUCCCCACGGUUUCCUGUCUCCGUGGUCCCUGUGUGCCCCCCUCGCUGUGCCAAUGUCCCUGGGGUGCCCUUGUCCCCAUGGUCAGGCUUUGUCCUCAGGGUGGCAGUUUCCUCAUGGUCCCCCGUGUCUCCAUCCGUCCCCAUGACGCUCAUGUCCCCUGGUCCCCACAGGGCCCAUCCCCGUGGUUCUUGAGUCCCCACGUUCCCCCAGUCCCUCUUCCUCAUGGUGCCCAUUGUCUUCGGUGUCCCUGCCUGUCCCCGGUGGCAUCUCCGUGUUCCCACGGUCCCGAUAUCCCCAUGUCGCUUUGUCCCCUCAGUCCCCCUUCGCCACAGCGCGCGUAUCCCCAGUGUUCCCACAGCAUUCGCCCAUGUCCCCACAUUGUCUCCCCGCGUCCCCAGGCGGGGCUGGCGCGGUGCCAGCGCGAGGCCGAGGAGGUGGCGGAGCUGAUGCGACAGAACGUGGCGCGGGCGCUGGAGCGGGAGGGGCACCUGGAGCAGCUGCAGAGCCGUGCCCAGGACCUGCGAAAAGCGGGCGAAGCCUUCACCCGCACCACACAGACGGUGACGCGGCGCCAGCGCAGGCGACAUCGACGGUGGCACCUGGUGGCCCUUGGCCUCGGCCUCCUCUUCCUCUUCAUCCUGGGUCUGGCACUGGCACUGGCCCUGGCACGGUCAUCCCCCGGGACUGUCACCAGCACUGUCCCCACCCCGCAGGGGGGCACCAAGCCCCCCCCCAGCACUGCAGGGACUCCAUGACAGAGCAACGGGGGACAGAGCCUGAGGGGCUCCACAACAAAUAAACACCAGGACUUGCUUGGGGAGACCCUACAAUAACAAUAAUGAACCAGUGGGAUGAGCUUCAAGGAGACCCCACAACAAGAUCUGCUUUGAAGAGUCUCUAUUAUAAAAACCCAGCAAGACCCACUCAAGGGAAACACUACAAGCACCAAGAGCUCUUUGGGGAGACCCUACAAGCACAAACCAGGAGGAUGAACUUCCAGGAGACCCUAUAAUAAAUAAAUAUUAGGAUUUGUUUUGGGUUGACUUUACAGUAACUAAGGCUCCAGAAUCUGAUUUGGAGAUACCCCACAAUAAUGAACGAGCAGGAUGAACUCUUGAGAAGACUCUACAAUAAACGGACACCAGAAUAUGUUCAGGACUCCACAACAAUGAAGCCUACCAGAUCUACUUCAGGGAGACCCUAUGAUAAAUAAACACCAGGAUCUGUUUUGGGGAGACCCUACAAUAAACAAAUACCAAGAGCUCUUUGGAAGACCCUACAAAAACAGAGCAGUGGUAUCAGCUUGGGGGAGAUCCUACAAUCCCAAACCAGUGGGAUGAUUUUCCACUGAAGAAAUUCCCUUCUGUCCUGGGAAGAUCUUACAAACAUGCCAGAACCUCCAUGGAGACCUGACAACUACUAAACCUGAAAAUCUGCUUUAGGGAGACCCUAUUGUUGUUUACAAUAACAAACCACCAGGAUAAUCUCUGGGAAGGCCCUAUAAUAACAAGCAUGCUGGAUCUCCUCUGGGGAAACCCUAUGAGAAAUAAACACCCAACUUUUGUUUGGAGAGACCCUAUAGAAACAAACCAGCCGGACCUGCUCCAGGGAGAACAUCCUGGACCCUCUCUGGGGAGACCUUACAAUAAAUAAACACCAGAAUCUGCUUGGGGUAGAUCCUACAAUAACAA
Messenger RNA from Ficedula albicollis (Collared flycatcher), 1784 nucleotides. RefSeq lists its product as uncharacterized. Gene Ontology annotation, cellular component: plasma membrane. The record is from RefSeq and is a predicted model, not a curated record. Lineage: Eukaryota; Metazoa; Chordata; Aves; Passeriformes; Muscicapidae. The coding region runs from base 171 to 848 and encodes 225 amino acids. The transcript has 2 exons. Gene Ontology annotation, biological process: Golgi to plasma membrane protein transport.